CAGUAAACACGUGCUGACCUCUAACAACAAGUCACAUAGUAAUGAACAUGUGUUUCGAACGACCCAGUGUUUAAUGUUAUACAUGUUUUUACUUUCUAAGUGAAAAUAUUUAUUUAUUCUUUAACUAAACAUAUUUAUUUAACAACUAAACGUGUGCCGUAUUGUUUCCUCGGUGGAUACCAUCACUGUGAUAUAGAUGUCACUAAGGAAUCAUAACCUUUUAAUGAUCAAUAAGGGUACUAUUAUUCCAUUUUUUAUUAUCAAUUUAAAACAAACAAAUAAAAAAUGUAAUUAUAAUAUCGAUAUUUAUACUAAACAUUUCAUUCAAAGUAUUUUUUCUCUCACACUGUAACAACUUCAGUUUAAUUUUGUUUAUGCUGGGAUACAAUGUGUUUGUAAUUAAUUACAAAUAGAUUUGAAACAAAUGAUUAUAUAUGUAGUUAAAUUGCCCAUCAUAUUUGAAUGUUAAAUACAUUAAUGUAAAAAGUGAAAUAUGUUUACAAUUUAAUGAACACAUUUUAUGUUAUUUAAAUGAAACAUGUGCUGCAUCAUUUAUCAAAUGACAUUUUUGGUAUUUAACAAUGCAAGGUACAAUACAUCAAUUUCUCAGAAAAUAAUCAAGAAAAAAAUAUAUCAUGAAGAAUUUAACAACAAAGCAAUUGCAAAGAAUGGAAAAAAAGAAAAAGAAGAUGGCUGCACUUUUGGAAAUUACUAAAUUAAAUGAUAAAGAUAGAGAAGCAAAAUUGCUUGCUCUUAAAAAGGCUUCUAAAGAAGCAGAAAAGUCCAAUGACUCAGAGAGUAGUGGAAUUUCUAUGGAAGAGAGCUCUAAACGUAAACGACCUUGUAGCGAAGAUGUAACAGAGACUUAUUUUGAAGAUUGUACCACGAAAAUAGAAGUAGUAACUACCGAUGAAAAAUCUAAUCCACUUGCUAAUAAAAAACCUAGAUUAAGUGGAGAUGAAUAUGAAAAAUUAAAGCAAGAACUAAGAGAACGUAAAAAGAGACUUAAAACAAUACCUCGAUUUCAUUUAAAAACAAUUGGUGAAAGUGCUAGUUUAAGUAUUAAUAUUUCAAGUGAAAACAGAAUUCCUAUUUUCUUAAGCGAUGUGCAACAUUUAUUACUAUAUUCCCUACAUGGACACCACUCACCAUACAUGCCAACGAGGUGGUGCCAUCUUGAAAAAUACAAUAAGGUCACGCAUACUGUGGUUCUUGUUGUCGAAGGACUUUCUCUGUACCACUUCAUGUCAUAUGAAAGCAUAUUUUCACAUAUAACAGCAAAAUUAGAACAUCGUUUAGAAGUAGUAACACCCUCAGCAUAUGGAGGAUCGGUAAUAGAAGAUUUGGCAACAGUUCCUCUAACCGGGAUACAAAGCGACAGAUUAAUUAAACAAUAUGGAUCUUUAGAAGCUGCUUUGCAAAGUACCGGAGAUGUAAUAAAAUUAUUAAAAACCGUUUUCCCAAUGAAUUGCUUAGGAUCGACAAAUUCUGAUUCAUUAAAAAACACAUCUGAAUUACCUAAUACAGAUAAAUUUCCUAGGACACAAUUACUUUUAUCUUUAUGUCAAAUGAUAGAAGAAAAUUAUCCAGUACCUUUAAAGGGAAAAUUGGCGAAACAGUAUGAACAUUACAUAUUAACAAAAGAUACAUAUUUGGAAGCCACUCCGAAAUCUCCAAUGUUUGGUUUGGAUUGUGAAAUGUGUAAAACAACAACUGGAGAUUUGGAACUGACAAGAAUAUCUCUUGUUGAUGAAAGUAUGAACAUUAUUUACGAUAGUCUGGUUAAACCAGAAAAUACUAUUAUCGACUAUCUCACUCGGUUCAGCGGUAUAACGAAAGACAUGUUGACGGAUGUCACAACCAGAUUAUCUGAUGUUCAACAAAUUUUACGGAAAGUGCUUCCUGCAGAUGCUAUUCUUGUAGGACAAAGUUUAAACUUUGAUCUUCACACCUUGAAGAUGAUGCACCCAUAUAUUAUUGACACAUCUGUAAUCUUUAACAUUACCGGUGAUAGGUACAGAAAAACAAAGUUACAAACAUUGACCAAGGAAUUCCUUGGUGAAAGUAUACAAACAGGUACAUCUGGACAUUGUCCAACCGAAGAUUCAAUGGCCUCAUUGAAAUUGACAAAAUUGAAAUUAGCAAAUAGCGUGGAUUAUGGAGAUGCGGUGUUACUUGGUCGAUGUGAUAUGGAAAUAUUGAAAAUGGGAACAGGAAACCUUGAAACUCAGGAUCAGUCUUGGAAAAAGGAAAUUCGAAAAUAUGCCACUUCACUUUUCAAACACGUGACAAAAGAUCAGAAAACAGCUGCAGUUGUGGGUAAUGGGAAUGUUAUGAACGAGUAUUCUAAAUAUUUGUCUUCUUCUCUUAAUAUCAUGGACGAUGAAAAUUUUGAUAAAAAUGAUCAGGUGCGAUUUGUAGUCGCGGAUAAUGAUAAGCAAGCCGUGAAACGAGCCUCUCAGAUAGCAAUGGAACACGCUUUUACCCUAUGCCAUAUUAGAAUAGAAGAAGACAAAUUGAAAAAUGAUGAAAUGGAGAAAACAUUUCGCAUGGUUAAUAAAUGGGUGCAUAAACUGUGGCAGCAUAUGGCAAUAAAUGGUUUGGCGUGUGUAUUAUUUACGGGAGAAAAUCAUGCAGCAAACGGAGCCUGUUUCUUGAAUUUAAAAAGAGAAAUAUCUCAGGAUUGUAUAAACCGUAUUUAGGAAAAUGAAUCUAAUAUUUGUACAUUCCUUCUUAAAGGAAAUUAUUGAGAAACUAUGAUUCUAAUGGUAUAAUAUAAAUUGUAGAACAAAACACAGCUAGAAAAGAAUAUCAUAUUAUUUCGAUAAUCGUUUGCUGGAAAUGUACAAAUGUUGUAUUGUUAAUAAACUCUUUUUAUCUUAUGAAAUCUAAAUUUAAGAAAAAUUGUAUGAACUGUACUAUAUAGAAAGUAUAAGUUCAGAAAACACAAAUUAUAUUAUGAAAUAUAUUUUAUUUGCACUACUUUUAAUAAUAAUAGUCAUAUUUAUUUAAGGGAAUAAAUCUAUUGGUACGUCAAUUUUUAUAACAGUAUUAGGAGAAAGAGAUUAUGUUAUCAGUAAAAUUUUUAAGACAAAACUAGUAAUUUUUACUAUAAAUACAUAAUAAUAAAAAUAACAUAGUUUGCUUAUGCAUUUGUAUUUGCAAUAUAGUAAUUACUAUUAGAUAAGUUUUUAUUACUUUUUUUUUAACAGAUACAUAUUAAAGUUACUUCAAUUACUUCACUUUUAAAAUAUUUUUAUAAAGAAUAAUCUAUUCCCAUUAUAAUAUGACUUUUUUCGUGAAGAUCUAACAAUGAUGUACAUUGCAAAAUUGGAAGUAUAUACCUACAUAACGAGCAACAAAAUAAAAAUGAAAAA
Molecule: messenger RNA, 3377 nt
Organism: Nomia melanderi (Alkali bee)
Lineage: Eukaryota; Metazoa; Arthropoda; Insecta; Hymenoptera; Halictidae
Gene: Rexo5
Product: RNA exonuclease 5
Cellular component (GO): nucleus
Molecular function (GO): exonuclease activity; nucleic acid binding
Source: RefSeq, a predicted model, not a curated record